CUUGACCGAGUGUGAUAAAGAGUCGUAAAAAUAGAAGUGUGUUUCAGUUGAUUAAUUCGACGUCCCUACACACACACACUGUUGUUACAGUGAACAAGAGAUCAUCAAGGCUGUUGCUGAGCUGGUUUAACAUGCUGUGAAACUUGAAACGUAACUAGUGAACCUAAAAGAUCAGCAAAAAUAUCAAUAAUAUUACGAGCAGCAGCAUCAACCCUGAAUUCUUAGUGAAGUGAACAAAACAGUCAGAAGUGAACCAGGUACCAAACGAGGUACAAACCACACAUGGAAUACGAAAAGCUGGUACCGGAACCUGGAGAAAGAACUUCAAUCUGUGGCAGACUAACGUUUGGCUUUUUGUCGAGUAUUAUCGAAACAGGAAACAAACGACCUCUAGAGGAGAACGAUAUUCCUUCCCUAGAUGUUGAAAGCACCAAGUAUUUGACUGAAAAACUGGAAUUAGAAUGGAAAAACGAAGUUGGAAUCGGCAGAGUCCGAAGUUCUAAACCUCGUUUGAGAAACGCAGUCCUAAAGGCCGUCGACAAAUAUUUACUGUCUCUGAUUGUGCUACUAGCAAUUUUAGAGACAUUAUGUAAGAUGAUUCAGCCUGUCCUACUAAGCUUUCUCCUGGCUGAGAUGUCCUAUAAUUCUCCCGUCGAUGUGGGGAUACUGCUUGUUUAUUCAACACCAAUCUGUGUAAGCUGUUUUAUUCAAACGUUGGUUUCCCAGCAAUGUGGUUAUGCCAUGUUUCUGAUGGCAGUUCACGUUAAAGCCUCCUUGAUUGGCAUAGUUUACAAGAAGAUUCUGAACGCGCGUCAUCAUAUUCUUGCUGAAAGAACUUCAGGGUAUUUGAUAAACUUGAUCUCUAAGGACAUGGUCCCGAUUUUUCAAGUUUUCGCUAACCUUAAAUCACUUUCUGCUCCUCUGGAGAUAAUUCUCGUUUUCUCUCUUUUGUGGUACUUUGUCGGCUGGCAAACAUUUGGAGGUGUGAUCUUUUCAAUAACUCUCAUCUUCUGUCAAGCGAAUUUGGGAAACGUUUUCAAAAGUCUUCAGGACAAGGCCGCCAGGAUGACGGACAAGAGACUGCGUCUGAUACAUGACGUCAUUUCCGGUAUACGUGUACUAAAAAUGAAUGCUUGGGAAUGGUGCUUUCAUGAUUUGGUUUCCGAAGUUAGGAG
Molecule: messenger RNA, 1175 nt
Organism: Pocillopora damicornis (cauliflower coral)
Lineage: Eukaryota; Metazoa; Cnidaria; Anthozoa; Scleractinia; Pocilloporidae
Product: ATP-binding cassette sub-family C member 4-like
Biological process (GO): transmembrane transport
Cellular component (GO): membrane
Molecular function (GO): ATP hydrolysis activity; ABC-type transporter activity; ATP binding
Source: RefSeq, a predicted model, not a curated record